CCUGCAGUGUCCACUUGUUCUCAGCCACAUCCCCAGGGUCAGGGGGCAGCACGGUGGUGUCCGAAGCCAGCCUGAGCCAGCCCGCCGGAGCCCGCGCUCUCCUUCGGUGCCAAAGCCUACGCAUGGUGUGGACGCAGGACCGCCUGAAUGACCGGCAGCGAGUGGUCCACUGGGACCUGAGCGGCGGCCCCGGCAGCCCCUCACGCCGACUCCUGGACAUGUAUUCUGCCGGGGAGCAGCGCGUCUAUGCCUCCAGGGACCGCAGCCGCCUACUCCUGGCGCCCUCGGCCUUCCAGGACGGCAAUUUCUCCCUGAUCAUCCGCUCUGUGGAGGAGCAGGACGAAGGCUUGUACACCUGCAACCUUCACCACCACUACUGCCACCUCUACGAGACCCUGGCCAUUCGCCUGCAGGUCACCGAUGACC
This is a messenger RNA of Gracilinanus agilis (Agile Gracile Mouse Opossum), 426 nucleotides long. RefSeq names its product matrix remodeling-associated protein 8-like. NCBI's taxonomy places the organism in Eukaryota, Metazoa, Chordata, Mammalia, Didelphimorphia, Didelphidae. The annotation marks the transcript as partial. Gene Ontology annotation, cellular component: membrane; cell surface. The transcript has 3 exons. Gene Ontology annotation, biological process: cell adhesion; establishment of glial blood-brain barrier. The record is from RefSeq and is a predicted model, not a curated record.